Messenger RNA from Cariama cristata (Red-legged seriema), 1768 nucleotides. RefSeq names its product programmed cell death 4 (neoplastic transformation inhibitor) (gene PDCD4). Lineage: Eukaryota; Metazoa; Chordata; Aves; Cariamiformes; Cariamidae. Gene Ontology annotation, cellular component: cytosol; nucleus. The annotation marks the transcript as partial. Gene Ontology annotation, biological process: negative regulation of DNA-templated transcription. The transcript has 10 exons. The record is from RefSeq and is a predicted model, not a curated record.
AACUUGAGAAUCUAAGUGAUGCUCCAUUUUCCGGUGAUGAAGAAAAUGGUGGGUCUGAGGAACAAAAGACGGAAAUCAAUGGAAAUUGGAUUCCUGCAACUUCAAUUACUGAAGCCAAAAUAAAUGCUAAAGCAAAGAGACGGUUGAGGAAAAAUUCUUCUAGAGAUUCUGGGAGAGGAGACUCUGUUAGUGACAAUGGAGAGACACUGAAGGUUGGAGUUGUACCAACAAGCCCAAAGGGCAAACUCCUGGAUAGGCGAUCCCGGUCUGGAAAGGGAAGAGGUCUACCAAAGAAAGGUGGAGCAGGUGGUAAAGGAGUUUGGGGAACACCAGGUCAAGUGUAUGAUGUGGAAGAAGUAGAUAUUAAGGAUCCUAAUUAUGAUGAUGACCAGGAGAACUGUGUCUAUGAGACAGUAGUUUUACCUCUGGAUGAAAGAGCAUUUGAAAAAACUUUAACACCAAUCAUACAGGAAUAUUUUGAACAUGGAGAUACUAAUGAAGUUUCGGAGAUGCUGAAGGAUUUAAACCUUGGUGAAAUGAAAUACAGUGUGCCAGUGCUGGCUGUUUCCUUGGCAUUAGAGGGGAAGGCUAGUCACAGGGAAAUGACAUCUAAGCUUAUCUCUGACCUUUGUGGGACAGUAGUAAGCAAAAUCGAUGUGGAAAAAUCAUUUGAUAGACUGCUUAAAGAACUACCUGAAUUGGUGUUGGAUUCUCCCAGGGCACCACAGUUGGUGGGCCAGUUUAUUGCUAGAGCUGUUGGAGAUGGAAUUCUAAGCAAUACCUACAUAGAUGGCUACAAAGGCACUGUGGAUUGCGUCCAAGCUCGAGCUGCUCUGGACCGAGCUACUGUGUUGCUGAGUAUGACAAAGGGUGGAAAGCGUAUAGACAACGUGUGGGGGUCAGGAGGCGGCCAGCAGACUGUGAAACACCUUGUUAAAGAGAUUGAUAUGUUGCUGAAAGAGUAUUUGCUUUCCGGAGAUGUACUGGAAGCUGAACGUUGCCUUCAGGAACUGGAAGUACCCCAUUUUCACCAUGAACUUGUGUAUGAAGCUGUUGUGAUGGUUUUGGAGUCAACUGGAGAAAAGACCUUUAAAAUGAUACUGGAUUUGUUGAAAUCUCUCUGGAGGUCUUCUGUCAUUACUGUGGACCAAAUGAAAAGAGGCUAUGAACGAGUUUAUCGUGAAAUUCCAGAUAUUAACCUGGAUGUGCCACACUCCUAUUCUGUGCUUGAGCGGUUUGUAGAGGAAUGCUUUCAGGCUGGAAUGAUCUCCAAACCACUGAGAGACCUCUGUCCUUCAAGGGGCAGAAAGCGUUUUGUGAGUGAAGGAGAUGGAGGUCGUCUUAAGCUAGAAAGCUACUGAAUGUGAGAACCAACUCCUGAAGCCUUAUAAGUUUAAAGGGAAAAUAGAUAAUAUAGAUAUAUACAAACACGCAUGCUUUUUUGGUGUGUGUAUGUAUAUAUGUAUACACAUAUAUAAUAUACCAAAAUUUUAAGAGUUGCUUAGCACAGUUCAUAUUUUUUUAAAAGCACAUGUUUUGGGUACAAAUUGGUUUUUUUAAAAUAGUUUUAUAAAUUUUAGAAAGAAAACUUCUUUUUUUGGGGCAUAUAGUAAAACAGCUGGCCACUCUGCUGUGGUGGUGCCUUCAAAUAAGCUAUCUUUUUAAGUGCCAUAUGUUUAUGACCUAAUCAUUCCAUGUUUGCAUCGAUGUCUGACUGCCGCUCUUUCUUUCAAGGACAGUGUUGUCAUCAUAAAUCACUGGUUUAUAC